AUGUCAUCUGGAAAGACUUUCACAUUGAGCAACGGAGUGACCAUCCCUGCCGUUGGUUUUGGUACCUUCGCCAGCGAGGGCUCUAAGGGCGAGACUUACGCUGCCGUCACUGCUGCCCUCAACACAGGCUACCGUCACCUUGACUGUGCUUGGUUCUACCUCAAUGAGGAUGAGGUCGGUGAGGGCAUCCGUGAUUUCCUCAAGGCCAACCCCUCCGUCAAGCGUUCCGACAUCUUCGUGACCACCAAGGUCUGGAACCACCUGCACCGUUACGAUGACGUCCUCUGGUCCAUCAACAACUCUCUCGAGCGUCUGCAGCUCGACUACGUUGACCUCUUCCUUGUCCACUGGCCCAUUGCUGCCGAGAAGGAUGGCCAGGACAAGCCCAAGAUUGGCCCCGAUGGAAAGUACGUGAUCCUCAAGGAUUUGACCGAGAACCACGAGGAGACAUGGCGUGCCAUGGAGAAGCUGUACGCCGAUGGCAAGGCCAAGGCCAUUGGUGUGUCCAACUGGACCAUCCCCCAGCUUGAGGCCAUGGCCAAGUUCGCCAAGGUCCAGCCUAUGGUCAACCAGAUUGAGAUCCACCCCUUCCUGGCCAACGAAGAGCUGGUGCAGUACUGCUUCGCCCACAACAUCCUGCCCCAGGCCUACUCGCCUCUGGGCUCACAGAACCAGGUCCCCACCACAGGCGAGCGUGUCAGCGAGAACAAGACCCUGAACGCUGUUGCCGAGAAGGGCGGCAACACCCUCGCCCAGGUUCUGAUUGCCUGGGGUCUGCGUCGUGGUUACAGUGUGCUCCCUAAGAGCUCCAACCCCAAGCGCAUUGAGUCCAACUUCAAGAGCAUCGAGCUCAGCGAUGCUGACUUCGAGGCUGUCAACGAGGUGGCCAAGACCCACUACUGCCGCUUUGUGAACAUGCGGGAUACCUUCGGCUACGAUGUCUGGCCCGAGGAGACUGCCAAGGGUCUUUCUAUCUAG
Penicillium crustosum is the source of this 978-nucleotide messenger RNA. RefSeq names its product putative glycerol dehydrogenase (GldB) (gene gldB). Gene Ontology annotation, cellular component: cytosol. Bases 1 to 978 code for a protein of 325 amino acids. NCBI's taxonomy places the organism in Eukaryota, Fungi, Ascomycota, Eurotiomycetes, Eurotiales, Aspergillaceae. The transcript is spliced from 2 exons. Gene Ontology annotation, molecular function: aldose reductase (NADPH) activity. The record is from RefSeq and is a predicted model, not a curated record.